GUUUUUAGUUGGAAACUCCUUUCUUUUAAUAUUCGAACUUAUUUUAAAAUAAAUUGAUCCGUUUCUAUGUAAACAAUGUUGUGUCAUUUUGAUCGCAUUUCAUUGUGAAGUUUUGAUAUUGCAGUAUGGAAAUAUUGCAUAAGUUCAAAGAAAAUGGUUAUUUUACUUCGGAACUAUACCACUUACUUGCUAAUAAGAAGUUGGUUGAUGGUUCAACCGAGAUUAUACCUUCAGAAUAUGAGAAGGAAAUGAAAAUGUCCACUCAAGAGCGGCUGCAGACUUUAUAUAAUAUGGACAUAGAGAACCUGAUCACCCCGGCCGGCAGGAAGCCCAACAAGGUCGUGUUAUCUUUCACACCCAAACUGCUCGUGUUCCAAAACUUCAAGCCGAAUGAUAAAAUUGUCGCAAAAUUUUCUGUUAAAAAUAUAAGCAAGGGGCCGACUUACGUCAACUUGGUUUACAAAGAGUCCUCGUAUUUCUUUAUCAAGCCUUGUGGAGGGCAGUUGUUGUCGAGGUUAGCGCCAGGGAUCAGUGUGACUUUUGCUAUAACCUUCCUCCCCGUGCAAUUUGAGGACUAUACACAUCGAGUGACCAUUAAUACUGAUGUGGAUCAAUACGUCUUACCUCUCAUCGCAAUGGGCCCUAGACCGAUUUUCGAUUUCCCUGAUAAAAUAGAUAUUCCAAAGAUUCCCUUGAAAGUGGAGAACCAUGUGUUGAUAAGUGUCCAUAACAUUGGCAUGGUGCCUGCUGGCUUUACUCUCAAUUGUAGAUGUCCAUUCUCAGUUCAUCCCAAGUCUGCUUAUUUAAAUAAGGGUCAAAAGAUUGAUAUCGCUGUGUCAUUUAAAACAAUGCACUUGGGUGAAGCCCAUGGAAUAUUAAAUGCACUUUUUGAAACUGGAGAAAACUUCCGUAUAUUGAUGACGGGGACAACUCAUACUGUGAGUGUUGAGUUGGAGAAACAAGUGGUACGAUUCUUUGACACUUACAACACUAUGAUGCGGCAGCAGACAUACAAGGUGACCAACAAAUCCGAUCACAUGCUCACGUACAUGUGCAUGAAGAACGAUUGUGUGUUAUACGAUUUCGAAGAAAAAGUGAAGUUAGCAACAAUAUUUUACGAUAUGAAAGAAAGUGAAUCAGCGAAGUAUAGAAAGUUGGUGCAGUAUGACGUCCUCAGUAGCAACGAGCAUGAACGAGUGUACACUCGGAUCUUCUUUGAUGAGAUCCAGGCGCUGGUCGCUGAUGAAUCGCUGCAUUUCCAAAAUAUGCACUUUUCCAUAGACCCGAUAAAAGGAAAGUUGUGGCCGAACAAAACAACAGAAUUAACUAUAACAUUUUGUCCGAAAGAAAUCGGAGAGUUUCAAACAACAGCCUACUUGGAUAUAGAUGGUUUCUUGGACCGUGUGCCGCUGAACUUGGUCGGCCUGUCGUUGCCUCCCUCCAUAUAUCUCAAUGUGGAAACACUGGAUAUGGACCGCGUCUACAUUAACAAAUCUUAUAACUAUGAAAUUGUUGCCAUUAACAAAGGACACAUAAAUGGAGUAAUACUGUAUAAAGACUUACCACCACUGUUUGGAAGCACUAUAUCAUGUACUCCAGAACUGCACUGCUUGAGACCUGGGGACAAGGAAAUCUUCGUAAUCUCAUUUUGUAACUCCUGCCAGGGACCAUUCUUUGAAGAAAUUAACUUCGCCAUUCGCGACACAGAUGUAGUUCUGAAACUGUAUUUGAAAGGCGAAGUAAUAUAUCCAUCACUCACUUUUAGUAUCCCAUGCCUUGAUUUUGGAGAGGUUAGCGUAGGUGUUCCUAAGACCAUAGAGUUGGAUGUUAUCAAUGAGUCGGUGGUGGAUGUUAACGGGACUCUGAAGAUUUCGUCCGAUGGUCCGGAGAUCAGUAGCAUAACACUCAUUGACUAUGCAGUAACGGAUUAUCCAAAGCCGGUGCUCCCGCAGUGGCCUAGAGAGUUUCAUAUUGAACCAAGUAAAAUUUACAUAGAAUCUGAGUCAAGGAUAUCAAUACGGGUCACACUGACAGCUAACUUGGUAAGAGCCAACCAAACGUCACUGGAGUUGGAACUAGAGAAGUCAGACAGUCCUCCGAUAGUGCUCCCAGUGAUGUUCAAUGCCAUGGUGCCUCAGAUAACGCCAGCGGCUGAUAUCAAUCUGCGAGCCUGUUUCCUCAACUUCUCCUAUCAUAAUGAAAUUGUUGUCCAUUCUAAUAAUUUCCGAGGCUAUUUCACGCUGGAAAAAUUAGAGGAUACAACUCUGGAACUAUAUUUCCAAACGAAAGAAGGCUUUAUUGAACCAAAUAGUACACUGACCUUUCCUAUAAGUAUCAGAACAAGUGUACUUGGUGUACAAGAGAAUGGAGUCAUAAUGAACCUAUUCGGAUUGUCGAAACCAUUUGAGAUCUGUCACAUCACGGGCUGCGGAGUCCGACCCAUUGUCACCUGCUCACCAUUGGCACUGCAUUGGGGACAAAUCAAAUUACUAACACAAUCACAAAAAUGUUUAACCUUGUGUAACGAUUCCCCAGUUUACGUCAAUUUUACCGCGACAUUGUUGAAUAAAGAUGGAAGAUGGCAAAUAUCCCCAACCGAAGGUUCAGUCGAGCCCGAGUCGGAAGUAGAUUUAUUAUUAACAUUAUACUUGAUUGAUGCUGACUCUUACACGAACAAAGCGGUGAUACAUUUAGAGAAAGUAAAGGACAUUCUGGUGCCAUUAUCUGCUACUGGAGUGGGGACCAGCAUCGUGGUGGGUCAGCUUCGUGAUAGAAUUGAACUCGGAAGGCAUUUCACGAAAAUACCUCUGGAUUGCAAAGUUAUAAUGGAAAACUGUGGAACCCGGUUACAUUCACUGGAGUGGAGCGAACAUUACAAGCCGCCCAAGAAUAAACAAGUUACAGCAGGAUUUUUCAACUUGGAUCCGCGAUCAUUUAAGAUGUCAGCUGGAGAAAAAUUCGAGUUGACAGUAACAGGAAUAUCCCAUAAAGUGACGAAAGUUAAAGAAAUGUGGUAUUUGGUUGGUAGCGUGGAGGGUAUCAAUAAAAAGGAAUUGUUAAUGGAGUGUGAGGUUAAGGCUGAAUUCGUUGAUCCGAAAAUAGAGAUUUCCUCUCCAGUUGUCGAUUUCCAAUAUGAUUUCGGGCCGUAUAGCGAAUACUAUAAGCUAACUGACAUAAUCACUAUAAAGAAUGUAUCCAAACUUCCACUAGACAUUGACAUCUCAGUAAAACCUCCGUUUGCUAUCAUUCAAAAGCAAAGCACAUACAAAAUACCGUCUGACGAAGCGAGCUUUUGUUGUUGCAUACGGUACAGGAAGUCUGAUUUGAAUCUUCAAACUAUAUUGAGCAGAAUGGAUCCACGUGAAUCAAAGACGUUUAUAGACUUUCUUACUGCAAAGCCUGUGGAACCAUUGCGGAAAGAACCACUUCAUUUUUUCCAGGACAUUCAUAAAAUUAAAACAGCAUUCAAUCUCACCAGCACGGUAGAAGAACGUUUAGAAGAUCAAGAAAUUAUGAAAUUACAAAUAUUAUUUGAUACUACUAAACAUGUCAGUCUUAAGUCAAAGGUGUAUUGCGACUUGAUGAAAAUUAGAUUCAGAGGACACAGAAACAAAGAUGCUAUUAAACUAAUUGGUAAAGUAAACUUUCCGAAUUUAUUAAUUCUUCCACCGAGAUUAGAAUUUCAAUGUAUUUUGAAUGGAAGUAUACAAAGUAAAACAAUAAAGAUACAGAAUACAACACCUCUCAUGGUUUGCUACCAGUUUCAAUGGAAGAAAUGUUUGAUAACACAUAUCCCUCCACCUCCAAUACCAGAAUACGCAGUAUGUCCCAGUCCGGCCAAAAUUAUUUCUGAAGACACUGGGACCACCGGGACUGGUAUACGAGAUGCCCUCAAUAUUCAAAUUUCGGAUGGUUCAGAACCGGAGAAUGACUCAGCAAACGACCUUGGGGAACUCCCAGCUGGUGAAAUUGAAACCGCUGCUACUUAUGGCGGAUCCGAAAGUGAUACCGUGUUCUUGAAAACUCGAAUAAUUAGAAAAGUAGCUCCCAUGAUAGAUGGUGAUUAUGACACACAGUUUGAAUGGAUAUACAAGUUUCCUAGAUUACAAAAGAUUACUAAUAAAAUUAACAUAAACGAUAUAUUUCAAUUGGUGUCGCAUCGAGGACUGCUUUCACCUGGCGAGAUUCAAUUCGUGCACGUGAUAUUUAGGCCAAAACCUAAUAUUGGGGUCCGAGCCAUUCUGGAAUGUGAAGUUCUGGGUGGACCUCCAGAGACCAUCGUUGUUACCGGCCAAAGUUCUGAUUUAAUAUAUGAAAUAAGUUCUGAAACUGUUAAUUUUAAAAUAAGGUCUUUUCAUGAGAAUGCUAUUGAAGGAUUAAAAAUACGUAAUAUUGCAAACUUACCGUUUGAAUGUAAAACAUAUCUUUUUGAGAAGAAGUUUACAAGUGAUCUAGAAGCAAAUAUUCUUGAAAUAAUACCGCCUGAUAAAAUGUUAGGACCUAAAGAAGAAAUUGAAUUGAAAGUAGUAGUUCGACCUGGCGUGAUUGGCUACUUCCACAGAGAAUUUUUGCUAGAAAUUGGGCACCUCCCUCUUAUGCCGAUCGAAGUAGUUGGGUGGGGUGAACUACCUCAAGUCUAUAUAACAUUGCAACGAUCUUAUACAGCUGAAAGUAUUCGUCCAGAAAUAGGGUACGAAGCUAUACCAAAGCUGACGCAGUCAUAUCUGGAUUGUGUGAAUGAAUUAUUUCACAAAGGCAAAGAUGAACAUUUAAACUCACCGUUGACAGAGAAAUGUUUUGAAGAUCCUCAAUUUUAUACAGAUUGGCAUAUUUGUUCGGCUUGGGACGGUUACCCAUCUACAAUGGAUAUUGAUCUAGCGAUAGAAAAAUUAAUGGUAGUAGAUUACAUAAAGACCAAGCCUGAAAUAAUACACCCUUACACUACAGCUCAUCCGAAAGUGGCACCAAUACAAGGAUUUUAUACGAUCCCCUAUAUCAUUGACUUUGGUGUGGUUAUCACUGGGAGUACGGUGCAAUGUAUAGCUGACAUAAUUAAUUAUGGGCCAAUAGCGGCCAAGUUAUAUUUUUCCAAAGGCACCACAAUUCCUCAGUGGCUUACAAUAAAAUUUGUUGGAAGAUUGCUGGCUGGCGAAACGGGGAAAUUGGAUGUUACAUUUGCACCCACUUCUAAUGACUUUGCCGAGCUGGAAAAUAAUGUGGAAACAUCUUUUAAUAUUGAGGUGGCUUAUGGUCUGACAAUUCCAAUUCAAAUGAAAGCGCUAUGUGCUGUGCCUUACUUAGUAACAAAUGUGAAAGCUAUCAACUUCGGAUCUGUACGAUGUGGUGACAAAAUAAUUUAUUCUAUUCCAUUAAAAAAUGUAGGCAAGCCAACAUGUAUUUGGUAUGCUACUCUCAAGCUGAAGACGUUAGGGCCUCCUCCGAUGGCGGUACUCAACAAUUCUGGAAACUACAAGCCAGGAGCUGGAGGAUGGCUUAGUGUGGCCUUUAAACCAACCAUGGAGAUGAUGUACGAAGGCCACCUCAUAUUUAGAUUUCACAUGAACCCUCAAAAGAUGACGAUUCCAGUGACGGGACAAGGGAUAGUUCCACACGUGCAUAUCAUAGGGCCGAACGUAAAUUUCCCUCCAACGCUACCGUGGGCUGAAACAACCGACAUUUACUUCGGAUUAACGAAUCCGUGCCCGUUUCCGAUAGAACUGAUAGUGGCACAUUCGGAUGAAAAAUGGAAAGAAGAAGAGGAUGUAUAUCAAUUACUUUAUAAAUACUACGACAGACCAGAAGAGAUGUUGGUUCCAGUGAUAAAACCAGGCGUCGGUUUACCACAAGAUGUUGUAAAUUUCUAUCAUAGAUUUCAUGAAAGAAUUAAAAGAGCGAAAGAAGAUGAAUUAGCUCUUAGCAAUAAAAUUAUAACAACUAAGGCUGCACCGGCUGCGAAAAAACCGAAGAGUCCUAGAGAGAAGGCACCUCAGAAACAACACUCCGGUCCGAACAAGGACACAGCUACAUCGCCGAAGGUGCGAGCCGAAGCUAAGAUACGAACUGAAGCUGAAAUAAUAGCAGAUGAAAUAAAAGCGAUGAAGGACAAACAUGUGGACCCUUUAAGACAAUGUUUACGUGUUUUUGAUUACGACGAUGAUUUGUCGGAAACGGGCGCUGGCCCCUCGGAGAAAGCAUCGAAAGGAAUUUUAAUAUUUUUUCACGGAUCGCCUUGUGAAGAAAUGCAGUGUCAAGAAAUGGCUUACACUGUCGGGAAGAAGUUAGCUAUACCAACAAUAAAUGUAGACCACGCCAUAGUUCAUGCUUUGUGUGAAACCGACAUUCAAGCGAAAGAACUAGUGGUUGCCGCCGUAGAAGAGAAUUAUGAAAUGUUGAAAAGAAACAUUAAGAGCGACACUGCUACCGAUGCUGAACAUGAAGACGAAUUCGAGGAAGACAAAGACGAAUUUGAAAUUCUAUUCAACAAAAUUCAGUUUCUAGCCAAUCAAAGAAAUGUACCUACCCCUCGUUCAAAACAGAGUGACAAGAAGAAAAAGAAGACGUCCCUUAAUUCCUCCUCGAUGGGUUCUCAUACUGCAUUGGGAGCCAUGGGAUCAACGACACUAUUUCAAAUGGAUUUAGUGGAAGAACUUCUUACUGAAUUAUUCCGAAAGCCUCGCUUCAGUCGAGGGUUUGUGGUAGAAUCACUAACAAGCUUCGUUAUGAAGAGUCCUCCUUUAGUAAUGACGACAUUAAUUAAAUGUAAACGCAGCAUUUCGAACUUGCACCUGGUUUUAUGUCAUUCAGAUUUCUCUAAAUGGGCGCAAACGUACGAGGAAUCUCAACGCGAGGCUGAAACCGUACAGGAGGAAACUCAGGUAAAAGUAUAUGAUGAAACGGAAAUACAAGAGAUUGUAGAAUCGUUUGAGGAUAUGGACGCAGACGAAUAUGAUAACUCAUCCCCGGAAUUGAAAGCCUUGUACAUACAGUGGGGCUUAGAGGAAAGGAGACGAAAAUAUUUUGAGAAGAAGGGUAUUGAUUACAGACCACCAGUAGAACCUACUCAGAAGAAAGAUAAAUCAAAAGAAGGACGCUCAAGUGUGCAUGUAGACGCGAACGAAACAAAGAAAAAAGUGAAAAAGGAUGAAACUAAAAGUAAACAACCGACUGAAUACUCGAUAAUGAACGCGAAGUACAAUGACUACAACAAAACGACGUACGAACAAUUGAUAAAUAUUGCAAAUAAUUGGAUUAUCGAGGCAUGUGACGUGGGACAACCACUGCUCACCUUCACCGGUCAGAUGGUCGGUGCAGCUCAGAAGAAAACUAAGAAGAAGUCUGAAAUCCUAUUACAUAAUCAGUUAUCUGAAGCCAAUCUUGCGAAUAGAGGUUUUCCAAUAACAUUCAUAAUGUGUCCCUGUUUACAAUACAAAGAAGCUUUGAAAUACAUGUUUGCAAGAAAUGUAUUACAAUCGAAAUCUUCAAGGGAAACAGAUCGUGAUAUUCUUAAAUGUUCUGAGAUUAGAAAAGAGUUUACUGUUCUGCUGCCCAAGACUUUCCCUGUGAUACAUCAUGAGCCUCCUCUGAAAUGGUGGUACUUAGAAGAAUCGCCGGUAAAGAAAUGUGAAUGUAAUCAACUAACUGAUCUGAAUUUGUUGGACGACACAAAUCAAGACAAUGUUUUAAACAUCCUCUCGAAAUGGCAUUGUACGUGCGGCAAGAAGCUGACCUCUUCACAAACAUCAACAAGUGAGAUCCCGGCACUUUCGAUGGACAAGAUUCCCCAUGAGUCUAGCGAGGAAGCUUUAGAGCCACAGCCCCUGCCACUACGACGUUUAAAAGCCAUUGCUGCGCCAGCAUCUCGUUUAAUACUGCAGCCGGGGGAUCUGGUACGUUGCAAAUACUCCUUCAGCCCUCAAGAGGAAGGUAACUACAGUCUGAAGCGGUAUGUGGAAGUCAGUGGGUGGCCGAAGUCAAGAACUGAUAUCAAUAUUAGUGGGACCUGUGAUUUGCCAAGAUUGGACAGUCGUCCAAAGAAAAUGUUCGCUAAUUUUGUGAGGAGAACCCAAGAAGACCACAUCUAUAAAAUAACAUACUUGGAUGAUCUCAAAGUAUUUGAGUUUGGGCCAUUGUUCAUAGGGAGUAAUAGAAUUUAUGAAGAAGAUUACAUAAUAAAUUUGAAAAAUUCGUCCUUGAUAACUGCAGAUAUUGUUAUCGAGUUUCUAGACGAGACCACAGUAUUUAAUAUUGACAAGACGAACAUGAAAUUGGAACCUGGCGGUCGAGGCAAAUUAAAAAUUUCAGCUGCCCCAGCCGAAGUGGGUGUACACAAAACCGUGCUACUAUUCUGUGUCAACGACAACCCCGAAAUAGUGAUGGUGAACGUCUCUUGUAGUGGAGUGUGGCCUGUUGUUGAAAUACUACCGCUGUCUAAGGUUAUAGACUACGGAAGACUCCUACUCUAUCGUCGAGAAGAUGAUAGGUUUAUAGUAAAGAACGACUCAGUUCUACCGAUAAUGUGGAAGAUACGCAACGCCCAGGAAUUUGUUGAAGAUUUCAUAAUAGCACAGACGUCGGGUAUCGUGCCGAGGAGUGAUAAUCAAGUUGUGCCCGUCACAUACAUUGCAUGUCGAGUUGGUGUUAUCAAUUCAAAAGUCCUUACGAUCGACAUCUACGACUCACUAGGCCGUGGGGAUCCUAUUUUGAUGGACAACUUGUCUUUAUCCGCGGAGUGCUAUGAUGUAAUGGUUGAAUGUGCGCACGAGAACCCGUGCGAGAACUUUCUCAACUACGGCAACGUCAAAGUUAACUCUACGGUCGUUAGAGAAAUGUAUUUGCUGAACCGAGGCAAAUACAAUAUUUACUUCAAAUUGAAGAAGGUAAAGGAUUUCCCUGAGCCGUCGCUGUUAAAGUCUUUCGAAGCUAUACCAGAGUGCGGCGUGAUCCCAGCCACUCUGAAGCUGGUAGCUAUCGAGUUUGAGUGCACUCCCACCACCUCCAUGAACCUGGUGAACGUGCCAGCUUACAUCUGCUCCCUACUAGACGGCAGCAAGGAACAAGUCGUUGUGGCCAAGUUCCCAGUUUGUGUCAGCAUCGCUUCAUUUUAUAAUACGUUCACAUUGUUUCCACUGGGCGAGUUGAACUUCCAUAUAAUUCCGGUGGGGACUGGAAUAAUGAGAGAUGUUAUCUUGAACAAUACAAGCAAAUGUCCCGUCACUUACGAGAUCGUUCUACCUGCUGCAUAUCAAUUGGAUCCUGCUGUGGCUGCGCUGCCGCCGAAAGGAAAAGAUACUAGAAUAAGAAACCCUCCACUAAAAUGUGGCAAUUUUCUGAUAAUGAACGAGGACAACCUGCUUCCCCCUGGCACCAGUCGCACGAUACAGAUACAAUUCUUUGCGCCAGCCGCGCGGAAGUUCGAAGAGACUAUUAGCUUUAUUAUUAGCGACACGUGUCCAGCCGAGGCCCAAGGAGUGCCGCUGCGACUGGUCGGCACAGGAGCCAUGCCAACUUUGGAUCUCUGGAAUUUAGAGACUACAUUUAGAGAACAUUUAAUUGUUAAGAAUUUGUGCGAGUAUAAAGUACCAGAGUCCUCACCACAUUGUGUGUUUGUGGAGAACUCUGUGACGUUACAUUUCUUCUGCGUUACGGUCAAUUCGAGUCACAUGGGUGCAAUAGAUCUAUACAACAACGGACUUGUUGCUUGUGCGCUUAACAUGAGGCUCCACCAUCAAAGUAAUUCUAACCCAAGCAUAUUCUCUUUGGAUAAGUUCGAGACACACAUCGAACCGUUACUACAUAAAAAUCUUGGGAUCAUUUUCUCUCCUAAAUCUUUGCAGGAAUAUAGAGCGGUCUUGGAAAUAAGGCUUAAAUUGUUAGACAACCAAGAACAGUCAUUUAAAAUAUGUCUAAUUGGAGAGGGGGUCAUUCCUAGGAUCGAAUUGUUGUCACCUCGACUGAAACACCAAAGGACAGCUGUGCUACCAUUUGCAGUGACGUGCUUGGGAUCCAUCAGUAGCAAACCAAUUUCCUUUAGAAAUAUAACGUCGGUAAAUAGUGUUACUGUUUUGGAAGUAUUACAGUCACUGGAUGAAGUUAGACCCAUAUUUUGGUUGGCUGCAGCACCGGAAAGCGAACAUAUGGUCACGUAUGGAGGCAAGGAAGAGAUAAAUUUGCGAAUGAAAGUAAUGUUACGACCAGCUCAAGUAACAACAUUGAAUGCUUAUUUCAAUCCGAUAACAAAAGGAAAAACUGAUUGCGAUAUAAGAAUUACCAUUGAAGAAAACCCUUAUGAAUAUUUUAUGAUAAGGUGUGAAGGCGAGUCGUUCAUGGAGGAUGUCAUACUCGUGGGUCUGGAAAUGCUUUCCAUGGAUUUGGACCUCGAUACGUAUAAAAUGUCUUUGGAUGAGACCAUGUCAACUGUGUCAACUAUGGAAAAGAAAAGUAAAACAGCCAGUUUACUUGAGAAGAAAAAGUCGAGAACCACGCACGCUGUAGAGUCGAAAAAGUCCAAACGAAUAUCAUCUGCUUCAAUAAGGCCGCUGACCUAUUCGGAACCUUCGCUUCUGAAAUAUGUCUUAGAUUUUGGUGGUUGCGAAUUGUGUACCCUACAGAAGAGGUCGGUGGUAAUGGUGAACAACUCAGAGAAGGUGUACAAGUUCUCCUGGUCGGAAGUGGAGUGCAUCAUCACAAAGCCUUCCAUAGGCUACAUCUCGCCAGGAGAAGAGAAAGAUCUGGAAAUUAAUUUCUUCGCUGCGCAACCUGUUUCAAUACAUAAGGAGAAUCUAACCUGCGUUUUAACAGCGAUUAGCGACGAUAGUCUGACAUUGGAUAUGAAGGGAGCGACGUGGGAUAAUCGCCAGAUGAUCACACGCUUCGAUCAUAACGCGGACUUAAGUUUGAAUCAGAGACACGACGCUCAUAUUGGUGAGCUAGUGAUUCCACCAUCCGACCAUAUUCAGGGAACAAUCACUAUGGUGAUAGUAUACUCAGCACAAACCGAGUAUACUAAAUAUACUACUGACUUACCGGAGCACAAAACAUUGCUAGACACAUUCAUAUAUCAGACAAGAAACUUCGAGUUCAAGGUGGAAAAUGUAGGUCAAGUGCCGAUGAAGGUAGUAUGGAGUUUUCAAAUAGAUGACGAAUUCCCAGCACGAGUUGACAAACAAGAAAUAAGGAAUUCACAGAUAUACUCCGAAGGUAUUGUUGAUGAAGAGGGUAAUAUUGUGAACCCUGGCUAUUCGACGACCAGCAACGAGCCGCUGCCAGUUAUGUCAGCACCUGAACCACCACCACCGCAGCCUGAGAAUGAGCAAAGUAAUGUGACGCUGUUCAGCAACAGUGUGGGUCGGGAAAGUGUCGACACAUGGUUCGAGGUGGACCUGCCGUUCUCCAUACAUCCAGUCAAGGAUUGCUUGAAGCCAGGCCAAUCGACAGUCUUCACUGUGACGUUUGCACCAGUUGACGCAUUCGAUUUUAAAGUGCGUCUCAAAAGUACUAUAGAUAAUCUCGAUCCUUACGAUCAGAACAUAUCAUGCAAGCUAAUAGCUCGGUCAGUGAUCCCGUACGUCCACUUGGACAUCGAGGAGAGUGACUACGUGACGUCAGGCAGGAGGAAGAUCACGGGAGUCGCUUUACCUCCUCAUCUCACUGUACUGGAGUUCAAUGUCUUGGGAUCAGGAUGUUACAAAAAGACUUUCAACGUGAUAAAUCCAACAAGCGAAGCGUAUGAGUUCAUAUUUGAAAUGGUGAUGUCUGACAAGCCGGAGCUGAUACCGGUGCACUGCAACAGGUUGAAGGGAUACGUGGAAGGAGGCACGUCCUCUGAAGUUACCUUCACAUUCUCUCCAACUACUCCUGGGGAUUACGAGUCUCUUUGGAAGUUCCUUAUACCAGUCUACAACCUCGUCAUGAAUGUAUUAGUGGUCGGCCUAGUCAGGGAGCCAGACGUCGUUUUUGUCCCAACAAUUCUCGUCAUAAGAAACUCUUUAGUCGGCUUCACGAGCACGAACGUUGUUAUACUGAAGAACAAUGAAACCCAAGACCUGAACUUUGAGUUCAAGGGCAAUUCGUUGUGUAAUGAGUCCGGCAAGACGCCUGUUAUUUGCGAACCUAAUCACGGGGUGUUGAAACCGAGAUCUGAGACGCCAAUUAACAUUAUUUACACGCCAAUCCAUGACGGUCCACUCUCAUAUAAAAUAUAUUGUAAUGUGACAUAUCUAACCAAGUAUCUAACGCUAUGUGUUAACGCGCUUAGCUAUUCCAUUAGACCAAAAGUGACUUACUAUAUAAUCGGCAAUGAGCAUGUGCUGAACUGUGACGCUAUCACCAAUAUACAUUUGGAACAGACUGCUUCGACGUAUGAGAGAACGAUAACAUUUAUUAUAAAGAACGAUGGUUCGGCAACGUUCUUCUUUGAAUGGAGUUACAACGUGUCGUAUGUGAAGAAAUACAUGCAGCUGAGUGUAGAGCCAAAGAGUGGUCACGUCACUCCCGGCAACGAAAUUGAAUGUACUCUGUACUUCACCCUCAAGCAAGUCCCCGUGCAAGCAUUUCCAGUUAACUUGGGUAUUUCAGACGGUCCGGAGUACAACAUAUUUAUUCACGCGGACAUUGAAAAGCCUGCGUAUCACUUCUCUUGUAUGGACUAUAACUUUUCAAAAUGUUUUAUCAAUGCGCCUGAUUGUACGUACAAGAAGCAUAUUGCGUUGACUAAUGAUGACAAAGUUCCAAUUAUCGUUGCCUUAAAUUUCACAAAUAUACCAGAGUUAGUGGUCGAAUAUGAUGAUGUAGCAAGUAUCAAGCCGGGAAAACGUUUGAAAAUUGCAAUUGACUUCCGACCGAAGCAGGUCAAGGAAUAUGUGUUCACAUUGCAAUUUUUUGUGAACUCACUCUGCGAAGAAAUUGUCACCAUAAGAGGGGAAGGUAUUCCUCUCCUAUUUGAUCUCUACGAAGGGUGCCAAAAGAGCUUCGAUUUGGGCUUCGUGAAAGUGGGCGAGAAGUUAGUUCGUACUAUAGAAGUGAUGAACCAUAGCAAAGUAGCGAUCGAAGCCUCGUACAUAUUCAGAGACAUGUAUCCUGUAGUAGAUGACUCGACUAAAUCUGAUACUACGAGUGUUUGCUUGAGUCCUGGGACGGAGGCUCUGCAGCAUGACGUGGGCCCUUCCAGAGUGCAAAUGUUACAAACAUACAAAAAUGACAAGGUGCGCCACCAAAUCGCGAAGGACAUACAGAAUGCAUUAUCUUCUUUGAAAGUGAUACCGAACAGGUGCACCAUCCAACCGUAUAAGAAAGUUCCCUUGAAGAUACAGUUCAAACCAGUCGGAAUGAUUAGUACACUCAAUGUUCAGCUAAAUAUGAAAGUAUUUGAUUUCGAGAGGCCUCUGGUUCGCCUCAGCGGCUGUGCCACGGGCAUGAGUUUCUGCUUUAGCCAGAACUCGUUACAAUUUGGUCGCGUGCGCAAACGUGGGUGCAAGAUACUCAAAGUUAUGCUCCAGAAUAAAGGCGAUUUUGGGGCCAGGUUCUGGUGGCAGCCACUAAUCUCCAACGAGUUCAUAAUAUCCCCUCAGUACGGCACGAUAGCUGCUCACACCAACGUCACGUUCACCAUCACAUUCAGACCGGUUAAUCAUAAUCCAUUCAUAAAAGUAUGGGCAAGUUGCAACAUAGAGAAUUACAAGCCUCUUGAAUUGGCCCUGUACGCGACUUGCGUGGACAUGGGUAACAUACAAAAUAAGACUGUGUACAUGGAGUGUCCUGUGCGCGACGUCCUCAAAGACUACGUAGUCGUUACUAACCCAACUGAUGAUUUAUGGUUCGUUAUAUCUGAAAUAUCUGGUGGACCAUUCGAAACUUUGAAAGAGUUUCACGUUGAACCUAAUUCCACAUUAGACAUUCCAAUCAGUUUCAAGCCGAAGACUCUUGGUAAACACGAGAGUCAAGUGCUUUAUUCACCUCUCGGGGAAAGCGCAUUAUUCGUCGCUUUAAUUGGAAAUGCGCUGGGUCCUAACCCAAAUGGCACCAUCAACGUAAACAUACCAGCUAAGGAACUCCUAGUUGAGUUAUUGUUAGUGUACAACAUUACCGAGUGCCCCGAAACGUACGUAGCGUCGACGGAGCUAGUGAGAGUUGUUCCUGAUAAAUUUGAAGGACACUAUGAAAUUAAAUGUGCAGAAACAAUAAAAACGUGGGGAGAGGCGGCUGCCACGUGUCGUUGGACCUUUGUGUGCUAUGAAGAAUGCGAAAUGUCGCUCAAAGUGGUAUUCGUAAACCAGGCGACUCGCGAAUAUCAAUUCUACAUCAUCAACGUGUUAGUGACUCCGAGCCUCAUAGUGGACACGUUGAAGUUUGUCUGCCGCGCGCGGGAGAUGGCACAAAAUGAACUAGUUGUUAAAAAUCCACUGGCCGAAGACGCAGAAUUCACUAUCCACUGUGAACAACUACAAUGUCCCGAUACUUUGAAGAUUAAUAAGAAUUCUGAGGCUGUGUUAACGAUGACGUAUUCACCAUUGGUGGUUGGUGAAAUAGAGGAGCACUUGGAAGUCUCUAAUUACAUAGUUGGCACAUACGUUUACAAAACUCUGUUGAAAUGUUUGCCCGCGAAGGAGAAAAAUCUAGAAUAUGAAACUUCACUUGGGACUAAUAUUCCUAUCCGUCUCAAAGUGCAAAAUAAAAGUGAUGUGAGAUGUGAAUUCGUUUGCAAGGUGUCCCAUCCGUCUAUACAGGCGGAAAAGGAUUACGCUCUCGGACCGCUAGAGAAAGGCAAGUUUUUAGUGUGGUUCGAACCUACGGAGCUCGGUGUCCAGAAUUGUAGGAUUUCGUUCAAUUCCGAUAUUGCUGGCGAAUUUAUAUUCAACAUAAAAGGAAUUGGUACUGAUCCGAAGCCGAGUGGUCCAUAUGAAAUAAAAGCUGGCUCAUUUACAUUUAUAAAGUUCAAGAACGUUUUCGAUGAUACGAAAAUGUUUAAAAUAUACGUUGAUAGAGACGAAUUUUUUGUCAAAACUCUGUAUGAACCCGUCAGGCCUAAAAAGGAAUUGAGACUACAGGUGUUCUUAGUUGAAAGGCCAGUAACAGGAUGGUCAGUAAUGCCCACUGGUACUCUCACCAUCGAGAACUGUGAACCAACAAGUCCCAAGGUGCACUGGACAUACUUCCUGCAAGGCAUACCCUGAUACAGAUUGUGAUAAGUAUUUUGUGUUGUCUCAUUAGUAUUGGAUUUUUGUUCAUUAUUACAUUUAAUUAUUAUAAUAAUAAUAUACACAUGUUUAA
This is a messenger RNA of Spodoptera frugiperda (fall armyworm), 15264 nucleotides long. RefSeq names its product hydrocephalus-inducing protein-like. Bases 126 to 15167 code for a protein of 5013 amino acids. The transcript has 81 exons. The record is from RefSeq and is a predicted model, not a curated record. Gene Ontology annotation, cellular component: axoneme. Gene Ontology annotation, biological process: cilium movement; axonemal central apparatus assembly. NCBI's taxonomy places the organism in Eukaryota, Metazoa, Arthropoda, Insecta, Lepidoptera, Noctuidae.